UGUCAGUUUCAGUUCGCUUUUCUCAUUCAUUCGUGUCGGUCGUCGAUUUGUUCGCGAUUUGUGUGCCGUUUUUCAGUAAUUCUAAUCCUCAGCAUAUUUUUACCAGCAGCUUUAUUCAGCUGGAUUAGUAGCCAAGAAUUAGGCACACGUGACGAUUGCUAAUAGUUGCUAGUCCUUUCGCGAGCAUGUUACAAAACUAGAUAGUAAACAAGCUGCAACACUUCGGGCAUACAUUAUACUACAACGCUGUGUCAUUUUCCACAUCAGAAGUUAUUCGAUUGCCCUGUUCGCUCGCUGGCAGGCUGUAAUAGGUGUGCAUUGGAUUGGUACGACGUUUUACCAUCAUCGUGGUGUUUUAAUGUGAAGGUCGCUAUAAUACAUAAUCCACACGCGUGACGAUUGUUGGAUAACCGAAACUGCAAAUCAGUACAGUACAUAGAACAAAGAACAGCUCAGCUCAACGACAGAAUCGAUAUCGAUUUUGCAGGAGCGCGCACCAUCGGAAGAAGACAACGGGAGUGACGAAGCGGUGCGCGGCUAGGAAAACAAAAAUAAUAUAUCGUACGAUACGCGAACAGAGCGAGACCGAAUAGGCAAAUAGUACUCGCGCAGGAAAGGGAAGCAAGACGCAGAUUUUGCGCGACUGCUGUUUUCCACCCCCCGUCGUUCUCGUGUGCUCAUCGUCACCCAUCGUUCUUCCUCUCGGUGAUCCGGAAACUGCCUGUUCUGCAGCGUGUGUGCGAUUUGCAGCCUUCUCUAGCGCUGUUCGGUGUAGCGAGAACUAGUUCUGCUUGAAUCAGCCAGUUCACGACACACGAAAGAACGUGGCGAGAGAGCUAAACGGGGGAAGCCCUAUAUAGGAUAAUUGUUGACGGGACAACAAUGGACACGGCAGUCGAGACGGCGAAUCAUUUUGUGGCUUUCGGACAAGCAUCAACUGACGACAAUCUAAGGAAGCCACUUUUGAGUAAAACAAUGACGUCAACGCCAUCUUCUGUUCCCACCACCACUACGAACGGCCAGCUGCGUUAUGUAGAGUGCAACGGAAAUGGGUCAAUCGGCGGCGGCGUCGAUAGCAACAGCAAUAAUACGGUGGACAGCGAGGAGGAAGAUGAGGAUCGAUCGGCCCGACAGUCACUGAUCAUUCUGGCGGCGAUCUUUUUCACCAGCUUGUUUGCGAUGAUCUACGUGUACGCGAUGUUCCCCGAGUUGGAUGAGUCGGAAAAGCAGUACAUCAAGGUACCGUUCGACAUCGAAGAUGCUAAACAGUUGGGCCGGGUGCUGGACCGGUACAAAGAUCUGUACCAGCUGGAGGUGAUGUUCGGUGUCAUCUUGGUGUAUAUAUUCCUACAAACCUUCGCCAUUCCCGGUUCGCUGUUCCUGUCCAUCCUGAGCGGAUUCCUGUACAACUUCCCGGUCGCCCUGACGCUCGUGUGCUUCUGCUCAGCCCUAGGUGCCACCCUUUGCUACCUGCUCUCGCAGGUUGUCGGCCGCCGCUUGGUCAAACAUUACUUUCCGGAGAAGGCCCGCGUCUGGGCCCAUCAGGUCGAUAAACACCGGGAAGAUCUGCUGAGCUACAUGCUGUUCCUGAGGAUGACCCCGUUUCUGCCGAACUGGUUCAUCAACCUGGUGGCACCGGUGAUCGGGGUGCCGCUGUAUCCGUUUGCACUAGGGACGUUCCUGGGCGUGGCACCGCCCUCCUUCAUUGCCAUACAAGCGGGGAAGACGCUGUACAAGAUGACCAGUUCGAGUGAUGCGUUCAGUUGGGGUUCGGUUACCCUGCUGGCGGUGUUUUCCGUAUUUUCGCUCGUUCCCGUCAUAUUCAAGCGUUUCUUUAAGUCUAAGAUUGAUUAAACGCAGGCUAGACGAAGAAGGCAGCAUCAGCUGGUUGGUUUGUUCGGCCACAAGCAAAACUGGUUAAGUCAUCGGAAUUCGAACGGGCAGCGGAACGUGCGUCUCAAGUGUAUGAAAGAGUAGUAUAAUUAUAGCCAAAGAUAUGUAAAAAGCUAUCUACAAACGAUUAGUGUUGAGUUAUAUAGUUUAGAAAUGUUAAUUGCUAGGGAUCAGGAAUGCGCUUUUGUUGAGCGGGAGUAGCUUUAGGGCAGUGAAGAGCCAAACAAGCUGGAAUCAUCGAGCUCUGAUUUUUCAACGACUUUUCAACAAUAGUUGAGUUUGACAAUUUAUUAUUCGUUUAUAAAAGUUAUAAACAUUCGAGAACUAAACUUUCCUCGGUUAAAAUAUGACUAGGUUUAUCGACAAUAGAUAAUUUCGAUAGUUUUCUUAAGAGUAGAAAUGUCCGGUAAUUUCUUACUGCUACUGAUGCUCCGACCCAACAUCUGGCGCAUUUUAAUUGGCAUGAGUAUGUGGAUUUGGACUCUUCCCCUUUCGGUGUAAAGUUUAUGAUCCCAUAAGUGUCCCAACUUGGUAUAGAUAAAGUAACGAAAGAAUCGCAUUUUGUUGUUGUGGAGGAAUGUUUUAACCGUCUAAGUUUUCACGAUGGUAAAACAUAAAUAGGUUUAUCGAAAUAAACAAACUAUUACUACAUAUACGGACACGUGCAUAAAGUAUUACAUGUCAAAAAUCCCCAAACGUGAGAUCUGGAUUAAUAGGCGAGACACAACUGUCUCGGUUGUUUUCGUGAGUCACUAGCACUUUACCCAGCGUGGGCAAAUAUUAAAGAAUAAACAUUUUAAACAAGCAUACAACAGCAGCAGGCAGCGAACGCAGACGGGCCACAUCAUACACGGCCACGGAUGGGUUGAAUAAUUCGAAUAGUUGCAGCGCGCGAUAGAGCUUCUUUUUUAAUCGGGAACAGAAACUGUUGUAGUCCAACCCCAAUAUACAUAUACCUAGAUAAUACAAGGGGUAGGGGGACUAUACAGUUGGAAACAAAAUAGCUAAUUAUUAACUCAAUUGAACUUUGAUCGUACUGGAUGUAGUCAGAACAAUUGUUCAUUGUUUACACGUGCAAAUAUAACAGGUAAAUCAUACAAUUACACAUCAGCUAUGUUGCUUGGUUACGCGUGAGGAUAAAAUAUUGAUAUCAGACAAAAAAUAACAUCCUACAUAUUCCGAUAAUGAAGCAAAUAAAUUGUUGUAAAACGCGA
Messenger RNA from Topomyia yanbarensis, 3107 nucleotides. RefSeq names its product transmembrane protein 41 homolog (gene stas). The record is from RefSeq and is a predicted model, not a curated record. Gene Ontology annotation, cellular component: endoplasmic reticulum membrane. Bases 883 to 1854 code for a protein of 323 amino acids. NCBI's taxonomy places the organism in Eukaryota, Metazoa, Arthropoda, Insecta, Diptera, Culicidae. The transcript has 4 exons.